This is a messenger RNA of Octopus bimaculoides (California two-spot octopus), 1395 nucleotides long. Its product is annotated as protocadherin Fat 4-like. Gene Ontology annotation, biological process: homophilic cell-cell adhesion. The record is from RefSeq and is a predicted model, not a curated record. Gene Ontology annotation, cellular component: plasma membrane. Lineage: Eukaryota; Metazoa; Mollusca; Cephalopoda; Octopoda; Octopodidae. Gene Ontology annotation, molecular function: calcium ion binding.
AUCUCCAAUGUUGACUGCUAUCCACUCAAAGUCUGGUAACAACCUGAAUUUGACUUGGAUAAUUAUCAUUGUAGCAGCAGCUGUAAUACUAUCUGUGGCUAUUGUAGUGUCAAUAACACUAUGUGUAUUCAAAUGUAUUAAUCACAUUAAUAAUUCACAAACAACAAAAAGUAAUCCAAAAUUUCUGUCAAGGACUGAAAUGAGACAAAUAUUGUAUCAGACUAAUAAUCCUGUAGCAAUAACUCAGAAUGCAGAAGAGAUAUUUAACAGAAAUCUUCAGUCCAUAAACCCCAAAAGCCCAUAUUAUCCAGAGAUGGAACAAUCAGCCAAUGAAUGGAAAUUCUCAACAACACCCAGAAGAUUACCAUCAAUUCCUCAGAAUUAUAAUAAAGAUAUGGUAGAGGACCAAGCUGAACAAAAAUGUUAUAAUGAUAGUAUUAUCACAGCAAACAACUUGAAUGACACUCUCCCCUCACAUAAGGAACAGAACCAUGGGUGGAGUGAUGGCGACAUUACACAUCAAGUAUCUGGUAUAUCAGAAUACAGCAACUAUCACCCAAAUAUACCUCCAACACCAAAAUGUAAACAAGAACAAGAAACCUAUUUAGAGCCUGUAUGAUGUACAUUGUAUUUACUUUACACUCAUAACAAUAAAUAAUACUUCCUUCUCAGAACACAUAGAACAAACCAACAAAUAAUUUAGUAUUUCAUUGAAAAUAUUUAAAUGUAUUCAUAAUUAUUAGAUAUAUAUUUAUUAUGAUAUUUGUAUAGCUUUCGGAAAUUUACGUAGAAGUCAUAAAACAGAUGUUAGUUUUAUUGAAGCCUUUGCAGCAUUGAUAAAAAUGAAUAUUAGUAUAUCUUUCACACUGAUUACCAUUUUCAUUUUAAGAAUUUAUAUUUUCUACAAGCAAUCAAACAGAGAUGUCUUUAAGGAACAAAAUACAUCAUAACCUAGUUUCACUUUCUAGUUAUAACCAUCUUUCUUAAAAAAUAUCACUAAAGCUCAUUUCUCUUUCUCUAGCCAAAUCCUCAAAUUUUAUGCAGCUAUAUUUAGAGAGAAUUACCACUGGUCUCAAACAGUAAUGACAUCAAAAGAGAAAGGACUAAUUACACAUGCAGUAGCAUUAAAAAUCCUUCUCACUUUUCACCACCCCACUAAUCUCUCCCUCUUCUCCUCUCCCUUUCUCUGUAACAUUGCAAUGCCAUAUAACCAAGUAUUUUUUUUUUUUUUGCAACAACUAAAACUUAAACAAAAUUAUUUAAGAUUUGAAAUUAUUAUUUCAUUUCAGAAAUUCUUAUAAAGAUUUUUGAUGAUGAAAAUAAACUAUUUUUAAUAGUAAAAUAGUGAUUCCUAACAUAGACACACAGUUUCAAAUUUGGUGGGAGGGAUAUAGA